AUGAAGCGGUUCGCUGUGACUUGUGUGUCAUCCGCUUGCUCGCCCUCCCUCACACAACACACCCCCUUCUGCUCGGCUUGCACUAGCGACCCUUGGUCCCACACACAACGUCAACAAGGUGGCCAAAGGAAAACAGCUAGGCGAUUCCAGCCCCCCGAUCCAGUCGGCUUCGACGGUGUCACAGUCCAAAGGUUGAACCGCCGUAAUGGGGCGAGGACGUCGGAUCUGCGGCGGGCCACAGCAGGUCAACACCCUUCUCAUCCACCAGGCCGUGCCACUUGCACAGGUCGACUUGACUGGCUGGCGUUGCUUUCCCACCACCCACCCGCUUCACUGCCUGGCAAAAGCGUCAUGGCCGGCCGCGUGAUUGGCAUGACAUUUCCGUUCUACGUACUGUACGGCACAACGCACUGGAAUGGGACGGAUUCAUCUUGUCAGGCCACUGAGCCCGUGGCGGAGGCGAAUAAUGAAAAGAAGACGGGAGUCGAUACUCGUCUCGCUCGCUCCCACUUCGGGCUGCUGGAGCAAUGGCAGCAGCAGUCAAUGCGCUCGCUCACUGGACCGGGCCCCGUUUACUUGGCUUCUCCAUUCUGUUUGGUGUCUUUGCCUACUCGUGCUCGCACGUACGCACGCACAACAGCACGCUGA
This is a messenger RNA of Trichoderma aggressivum f. europaeum, 648 nucleotides long. RefSeq lists its product as uncharacterized. Bases 1 to 648 code for a protein of 215 amino acids. The record is from RefSeq and is a predicted model, not a curated record. The transcript is spliced from 3 exons. Lineage: Eukaryota; Fungi; Ascomycota; Sordariomycetes; Hypocreales; Hypocreaceae.